UUUGAAGCCGUGCGGUCAUUGGCUGUGGAGUGGGCUGGUUCCCCCGCGUGCUGCUCCCGAGGCUCCUCCCCUGACGCUCACAGUCACUUGGGUGAGGAGAAGGCUGAACAUCCUCCGCCGUUCGUUCUGAGGGAGGGAGGCGCGCGCGCACGCAAGAAAUCAGGGCGCCAGUGGUUGUGUCGCCUCCUCGGCCGAGACUCCUUCUGUGGACCCUUAAAACUACCAUUUAUUCUCAAAACAAUGCAGCUAGAGAACAUCCUUCCCAGCGCCAGCAUCAAUUUACCCAAGACCUUUUACAACCUCUCCUCGUCGGACAGCGCCAACAACAGCCCGAGGUCAUCGACGCAGCUCGAAUACCAAGAAGUGGAGCGGACGGAAUCCGAGGCGAGCGGCGUUUCUAAGAAGUACCUGAGCGCGGUGGGAAACGGGAUGCUGGGCGAGGGGGAAGGGGACACGUUCACGAAGACCGGGCCCGACGGGAGGAAAGGCUCCCCGGUGCUCGGCGAGGAAGAGUUAACGAGCGGUCGGCGGUACAACAUAGACGAACUUGGCUCUGACAGAUACUUCCUCUCGUCGUCCCAGUCGAACACUGACAUGGGGAGCCCCUGCUCCCUUUUCCCCUACGCAGGACAGACUGGGUCAGUGUACACUGGGUCCAGCGCCUCCAGGUACCCCGCAUCCCUUCAUUACGGAUCUGUCCUGCCUCCCACAGGCUUCUCCUCCUCGUCCGUGUGCACUGGCCGGAGCCAGUUUAGCAGCGGAGGGUACCAGUUCAGCCAGGGUCCGGGGUGCUUGUACCCCUCCUACCCCGGGACGGGGGCUGGUAUCGGCUCCAUGUCCCUGCCGGGGUCCGCCGCCGGCGCCAGAGCGCAGGUCUAUCUGUGCAACCGGCCGCUCUGGCUAAAAUUCCACCGGCACCAGACCGAGAUGAUAAUCACCAAACAGGGCAGACGGAUGUUUCCUUUCCUCAGUUUCAACAUCACUGGACUCAACCUCACGGCCCAUUACAAUGUGUUUGUAGAAAUAGUUUUGGCUGACCCGAACCACUGGCGUUUUCAAGGGGGGAAGUGGGUCACUUGUGGAAAAGCGGACAAUAAUAUGCAAGGGAACAAAAUGUAUGUUCAUCCUGAAUCUCCGAACACGGGUGCUCACUGGAUGAGGCAAGAAAUCUCAUUCGGCAAGUUGAAGCUGACCAACAAUAAAGGGGCCAACAACAAUAACACACAGAUGAUAGUGUUGCAGUCGCUACAUAAAUACCAACCACGGCUGCACAUUGUGGAGGUGACGGAAGACGGCGUGGAGGACAUGAGCAACGAGGCCCGGACCCAGACCUUUACCUUCCCAGAGAACCAGUUUAUAGCCGUGACCGCCUACCAGAACACAGAUAUCACACAGCUGAAGAUAGAUCACAACCCAUUUGCUAAAGGUUUCCGGGACAACUAUGACUCGAUGUACACGGCCCCAGAGAGCGACCGGCUGACUCCAUCGCCCACAGACUCGCCUCGCUCCACUCAGAUCGUGCCCGGGGCCCGCUAUGCCAUGCAGCCUUUCUUUCAGGACCAGUUCGUCAACAACCUGCCUCAGAACCGGUUCUACACGGGCGAACGGGCCGUGCCGCAGACCAACAGCCUUCUCUCCCCGCCGAGCGAGGACGCCAGCGCCGCCGCCUCCGCCCAGCGCUGGUUCGUGCCCCCGGUCCAGCAGCCGGGCACCAACAAGCUGGAUCUGUCCUACGAGAAUGACUAUUCCACCAGUAGCCUGCUGUCCUACGGCAUCAAACCCCUGUCCCUGCAGACGUCCCACCCGCUCAGCUACUACCCAGACUCAGCCUUUGCCUCCAUGGCGGCUGGCUGGGGCACCCGCAGCUCGUAUCAGCGCAAGAUGACCACGGGCCUGCCCUGGUCCCCUCGCCCCAGCCCCCCAGCCUUUCCGGAGGACCAGCUGGGGGCCACUAAGGACAAGCUGCCUGAGGAAAGCGUGCCGCCAGCUUCUACUUGGAUCGAGACUUCCCACUCGCUAAAAUCGGUGGACUCUACCGAUUCUGGCGUGUACUCCAUGGUCUGCAAAAAGCGCAGAAUGUCUCCUGGGGGCUCGAGUACAGAGAACUCCCCCACCAUCAAGUGUGAGGACUUGACCACGGAGGAAUACAACAAGGACAACCCAAAAGGCAUGGGUUAUUAUGCAUUCUACACAAGCCCCUAAGACUGUAAUUAUUUAAACUAAAUAUAAUUUUUUGGUUAAUGCUCUCCAUUCCUUGUUAAUGUCUUUUUUCUCUUUUCUCUGAAGGUGCCAAAGCUUAGUGUUCCCCCAAGCAAGCUGCACAAGGUUAUUUUCCCAGACCAGCCCCUCUCACAUACCUGAGCAGAAACAUGCGUAGUAAUGUUGUUUUUGAAAGAGCAUGUCCAUUUUCAUUAGUUUAUUUUUAAUUAUGUGAUUUUAUUUUUCCCCUGCAUAUUUAAGUCAUUUACGUUGUACAGUAUUCGUGCACUUUAGAAUGUGAUGUACCUUGUACAAAUUGUCUUCAUGGAGGUGUUAUUAAAUGGGUAAUAAAAACAGCUUUUCAUAAAGCAUUGUUGAAA
This is a messenger RNA of Betta splendens (Siamese fighting fish), 2579 nucleotides long. RefSeq names its product eomesodermin homolog a (gene eomesa). Gene Ontology annotation, molecular function: DNA-binding transcription factor activity, RNA polymerase II-specific; RNA polymerase II cis-regulatory region sequence-specific DNA binding. Gene Ontology annotation, biological process: regulation of transcription by RNA polymerase II; positive regulation of DNA-templated transcription; endodermal cell fate specification. NCBI's taxonomy places the organism in Eukaryota, Metazoa, Chordata, Actinopteri, Anabantiformes, Osphronemidae. The transcript is spliced from 7 exons. The record is from RefSeq and is a predicted model, not a curated record. Bases 241 to 2202 code for a protein of 653 amino acids. Gene Ontology annotation, cellular component: nucleus.